Lactuca virosa is the source of this 234-nucleotide messenger RNA. NCBI's taxonomy places the organism in Eukaryota, Viridiplantae, Streptophyta, Magnoliopsida, Asterales, Asteraceae. The record is from the annotation of a GenBank genome assembly.
AUGGAUGUAGUGGUGGUUGAACCUGUUAGUUUUAGACCGGAGAGGUAUCUCUUCACGAGAGUCGCGAGACAUGGAUUUGCAAUGGUAACACAUGGGAGCGUUUCUAUAAGCAUGAAGGGAAGUGGAGCUGUAAUGAUGCAGAAAGGAGGCAAUGACUCAAAGAAAUCGAGUACUCCAUGGGUUCCAGAUCCAGUUACACAACUUACUACAAGCCAGAGGGACAAACCUCCGUGA